GUGUGUGUGUGUGUGUGUGUGUGUGUGUGUAGGUCAUGAGGAGUCCUGAACAGACCGGAUCAGUCUGAUCUCUCCGUCCUCCUGCAGGACUGAACAGGAAACACUGUCGUCUGUCACAGUUUAACUCAGGAGAUCAUCUGACAGCUGGAGCCUCUGAGGGUCAGUUCAACCACCUACUGACCAGGAUGCUGCAGCUGUGUAAAGUCACUAAAACUCUGUUCAUCAGUGAUGCUCGUGCUGCCUGCAGCGAUGAGCUCCUCCAGCAGGAGGAGGUGACGCUCUGCAUCAAUGUGUCCAAGCAGCAGCCGUUUCCCUCCACUAGCGUCACCAAGUUGCAAGUACCUGUGUACGAUGACCCUAACGAGGACCUGUAUAGCCACUUCGACCGAUGUGCAGACGCCAUCCAGAAGGAGGCGAACCGCGGAGGACGCAGCGUCGUCUACUGCAAGAACGGACGCAGCCGUUCGGCAACCAUCUGCAUCGCCUACCUGAUGAAGCACCGCAGGCUGAACCUGACAGAGGCCUUACAGAAGGUGAAGACGGCUCGUCACGUGAUUGAUCCGAACCCCGGCUUCAUGUCUCAGCUCCAGAGAUAUGAACAUGAUCUGCGUAAAAGACGAGGAGAGUCCUGAUCCUCCGCUGAAAACCCUCGUCCAGCUCUGAAGGUGAACCGCUUCCCCUCUGUCCACCGCUGCAGCUCGAUCUGAUCUCCAUCUUUUCUGACUGUGAAUAUUUAAACUUAAUCAACCAUAGAUUCUAGAUUCAAAAUGAACUUUAUAUAUUGAUGUGAACAGGAAAAAACUGAAAGAGAGGGAGCACUCACGUCUUUAUCAUUGACGUCAUCGUUUGUCCAUAAUGAAACAUUAUAUUACAGAUCCUGUACAUAGUUUAGUAAUUUAGUAACGUUGACAGGGAAAUUAACAACUUUAACUUAAUAUAACCGUAAUUGUUAUUGGUAUAUUUAUAGAGUAAAAUACAAAAUUUGACCAAAAGGUAGUAUAGAUAUAAACUGCACAACGAUGCUAAUACUGUAGUAUGUAAUGUACAGUGAUGCAAUGCAAAUCAAUAUGCAACAACAUUAACUAUUUUCUGACAUUUCAGUAAUUAAACAAAUAAUUGAUUAGUUGCAUGGUUGGAAGUCGCUUGGAAACAGGAGGCACUGUUAAAAGUGAUCAGUGUGUGAGCUCAUCCCUCCACCAACUUGAUCCAGACGUCUAUUUGGAUCAAAUCACAAAUACUUGAACAGUAUGUAGUUUUAGAAGUAAAUAAUAAGUCAGUUUACUACACAUGUAUAUGAUUAAUACUGUAACCAGCCAUCAAAUGUCUUAACCUGUACUGGACCCUCAAUAAAACAAAGAUAGACUCAGGCUGAAAGUGUAGAUGGAGCAAACAGUGAAAUAAGGUCAAACGUGAUCCUUUAUUGAGCAGCAGCAUAUCGUCAGGGUUGGUUCCGAUAUAUUCAGAUGAAGAUAUUACUCAUUGAUUCUGAAGCCGGUUGAUCAUUAACUGUUAAAGCUACAGUUCUUAUUUUUAAACAGUUCUUAUUGUGUUUACACUGUGAAUAACGACAAUUCAUUUCAAGUCUGGAACCGACUAAAUUCAUAUUUGUAGUGCUGGGAUGUAAACAUGUGAGGUGUUUAAAGUGUGUGUUUGUUAAUCUCAGGUGUAUCAUCGAUUGAUCUGUCUUCUGAUUUUGAUUGGUUUUCCUUUUUAUCCCACUACAAAUAUUUUUUCUUUCCAGUUUUGGUUUUGAAAAAUAAAAAUAAAAUAUUUUUCUCUUCUUUUAUUUGUUUUCAAAUCACAAAUUAUAUUACAGAUUAUCUGAUGGUACAGGGACUGUGCUCAGUGAUGCUGUGGUUUAGAACUGAAUUUAAAAAAUAACGAAAUGUGUCUUCUCAUGAGUCUGUGGAGAUAAACACAAACAGAUCUGUUGACUUUCGUGAGCUUCCAGUUUGCAGCGCUGUAAAACAAAGGCCUUCUGCACAUGCUCCGUGUCCCUUUAAGACUCUGUUGAAGAACAAAUAUGUGCAAAUGAAAUAAAACUCUGCUCACUCAGGAACCAGCUCUGUGAUUCUAACUGAUUCAAAAAAUAAAAAGGGUGAGAUUGUU
This is a messenger RNA of Hippoglossus stenolepis (Pacific halibut), 2109 nucleotides long. RefSeq names its product dual specificity phosphatase 28 (gene dusp28). The transcript has 3 exons. The record is from RefSeq and is a predicted model, not a curated record. Gene Ontology annotation, molecular function: MAP kinase tyrosine/serine/threonine phosphatase activity. Gene Ontology annotation, cellular component: cytoplasm. Bases 186 to 632 code for a protein of 148 amino acids. Gene Ontology annotation, biological process: protein dephosphorylation. Lineage: Eukaryota; Metazoa; Chordata; Actinopteri; Pleuronectiformes; Pleuronectidae.